CCGCCCCCUACGGGACUUCCGGGAUGGGACUUUCUCUGUGGCAGCGCAUCUCUAUGAUCGCCAGGUGUGGGUGCCUUCGUGCUCGCUCCCCCCGCCCCGACGUGCCCGUGGCGCUGCGCAUGCGCGGGAAGCGGCUGUGCCAUAGCAACCGGAGCGUUAACGGUAGCAACGGCAAUGGCAAAAGCAACAACUAUCAAAGAAGCUCUAGCCAGAUGGGAAGAAAAAAAUGGCCAGAAGGCUUCAGAGGCAAAGGAAGUGAAACUGUACGGUCAGAUUCCUCCUGUAGAGAAGAUGGAUGAAUCUCUCUCCACUCUUGUUAACUGCGAGAAACUAUCGCUGUCUACAAACUGCAUUGAAAGAAUCGCCAACUUGAGCAACCUGAAAAAUUUGAGGAUUCUGUCCUUGGGAAGAAAUAACAUAAAGAACUUGAAUGGAUUGGAGGCAGUUGGAGAAACUUUAGAGGAGCUGUGGAUCUCAUACAACUUCAUUGAGAAACUGAGGGGUAUCCGUGUUAUGAAGAAGCUGAAGGUUCUUUAUAUGUCAAAUAAUUUGGUGAAAGACUGGGCAGAGUUUGUGAGACUGGCAGAGCUGCCAUUACUAGAGGAUCUGGUGUUUGUAGGCAAUCCACUACAAGAGAAAUACGCCUCUGAUCAGAACAGUUGGAUUGAUGAAGCAGCCAAACGAGUACCCAAGCUGAAAAAGCUGGAUGGUACCCUACUUAUUAAAGAAGAAGAAGAGGAAGAAGGAGCAAACUGAUGACACUGUCUUGUUGGGUAUUUAAUUAUUUAAGUAACUCCAGAUAGCUCAGCACAUAGAACUUUUAUAUAAAUGUUUGUUUUGAAGAAAAUUUUUGGCAAGUUUUGAAAAGACCAGCUUAUCUCCACAGUCUCUCACCCAAAGAGUUACCAAAAUUUGGGCACACCAGUUCUGUCAAGCUUAUGACACCUGCUAUAGAGACCAGUGGAGCUGAGUUUGUCUGCUCUUCCUCUAGAAAGAGAUCUUUACCUAAACUAAUACAUAGAUGGUUUUAAUCCCUGAUUAGUGGUGCUUGUUAUUCACUCUUCGGUUAUAUAGAACCAUUUUAGCUUGUUCGGUGCAGCUGACCAACAUUAUCAUUGGAAACACUGAGGCCAAGAGAACAUUAUUGUGGUUUAGAGACGUGUUACAGGCUUUGCUGUGUUUAAUUUUGUCAUGGGAAUCCAUCAGUGUUUUAAAUAUGCAAGUCAGUUUGCCUUUUCAUCCCCUUAACUGUUAUGCCAAACAAGCCCAGUAGUUGUGAACGCACAAAAAAAUUAUUGGUCUGAUGAUUGCUUGUUACUGGCCUUAAGUUUUGAAUUGGGCUUCCCACAUUGGAACUCAACUGCAUUGCUUAGAAGGCCAUGUAUAACUUAUGUAUUUAUUUAUUUUGAAGAGGCAAUGGGAAUUCUUUGCAUGGUUUCAAUGAGACUAAAAUAUCUGCUAGCUUUUUUUGUUGUUGUUUUUUACUAAGAAAUUAUUUUAUAUUGGAAUAUGUGGCCUGUUAGCUGACAGCUGGUUCUUAGUUUUUGUUUGGGUCACCGGUAGACAUAAUCCUUCUCCGCUCUGGAAUUUUCCUAUAACUAAGUAGGCUGAUACUAAUACAGAAACAAGCAGUGAACAGAAGACCUGGGUUUGAGGACAGAAAAUGUUGGUUUUGGGGAUAUUCAUUUUUUGUGAAAGCACCGGUGUGAGCAGUGAGAGAAAGUGCAUGUAGUCAGUGGGGCAGGUGAGAUGAGAUGGAAAGUGGGCAUUGGAAACGAAAGUAUUGAAGACGUCCUAAAUGUGCUGCAUUACAGGGUAGCCAGUUUUAGUAAAGCCCCAUUAUAUGGCAGGUAACUAUUUCUAGUGAAAUGCAUUAAACAAUGAUGAAGACAUACCUGGUUGUACUGUUGGAUGCCAAUAGUGUGGGGUUUUUUCUUCUCUUCCGAGAACAGAUGAUGUCACCUGAGCAGAUUUUUCUGCAGAUUGUUUUUUGUUUUUUAAAAGCUUUUCUUCUAAUUCACGGUACCAUCUCUGUUUAAAUUAAAAUGGUGACAAGUGUAGCUGUGGGUUCCAGACCAGGCAGAAAGGCUGGAGGCGGAACACCACUCUUAAAUAUUUUGUUUGUGAAGGUGUUGAAAUCUUGGAAGUCAUGGUCAGAGAUUAAAAGGUACAAUUGGCCCACAAAACAGUGUUAUGGGACUCAAGCUCCAGGUAUAAUUGUAGCAGAAGAGAGUUCUCUCUCUAAUUAAUUUGUAGGUGAACAGUGUGAAGUAGAAGAUUACAAGACAAUCAGAGUUUAGUUUCAAUAUAUUGCUAGUUAUUCUAUGAUUGUUAGAGGAAUUCUUAAGCAUUCCAACUUAAAUUGGCAAUUGCUGAUAAAGCUUGAGUUUUAUUUAGAUCUGUUGCUUAAAAUAAGGUCAAGAGAGCAAUGGCAGAAACUGUGGACAUUCUUUACCUAGCACAAACUAUUUCCAGGCAGCUGUUCUCUUGACCAGAAAGCAGUUUUCUCACAGGCAACUUUAUAUUUGUACGUAAUUUCUUUUAGAAUUAUUAAGUAAGCUUUAUCGUUAGUAAAGGCACCAUUGACCAAGAAACAGGAUGAGAGAGUGCGUAGUCAACAGCCGUUUCAUAUUGGCUUCUUUUAAAACUUCAGCCAUUCCAUUCACUUGCAACCAGCCACUUUUGGCAAAGGGGAUGUGAUUUGGUGGUAUGUGGCCUGUGACACACUCAGCCUCUACUGACCCCGCCUGCUGUGGUGGGGCAACAGGGUUGACUUGUGUCCUUGAUGACUGUAAUUGAAGUGUGGUUAACCUGAGCCACAGCUUGAGCGGAGCAAAACUUGACUUCUGAAUACUUCCAACCAAUGGAAAUGCCAAAUUGAUCUAUGUGUUUGGAGACAUUUUCAGAACAGACCAUACAGUGCUCUUGUCCUAGUGCCUGGCCACAACGAAAAGUGUUUGAACUGCUGUAGCUGGUCUCUCCUAGCACAAUGUCUACAAGUCUGGUAUGUACAGCGAUGUUAGCUCCUCAAAUGGAAUGUGACAGGAGAGAGUGAGCGAUGAGCACACAGUCCAGUGCCAGGUAAUCCUGCUGGUUGAAUUUUUAAUAUCUAAAUAUGGUCCAAGUCCGUACAUUUCUGAAGGUUGUGUUGGAUACAGCAAAUACUCUACACUUUGGCUAUUUUGGGACAUUUUGAGAGCACUGUUCUCACUGUGUGGUGAUGAUUGGAACGAAACAUAGCUCCACUGCCAAGACAUGAGGGGUAAGAGCAGUUCCUGGCUCAUGUAAGUGACCAAUACAGGCUGUUCUAUGGGAGCAGUCCAGGAGCUAUUGCAGUUGAUGGUGGAGCUGUGGGCAUUGUGUGGACCACUCACAGAUUUAAGAGCAGAAAUUCUCUCGUGCUUUUUUGGGGGCUGCAUUGUAAUUGCCACCAAAAAAAAUAAUUGUUGAAGCAAUGGAGCAUCUGGACUCAGCACAAUUAUAACAGCAGUAAGGAACACUUGCAAUAGAAGGCUUCCCUCGCCUUUCACCCUUCAUGCUGUGAUGAAUUAGCAUAUAAUUUAAAACCCUUCUGAUACAACUAUAUAUCUCAAUGAAACAACACAGUCAGAGAAGAACAAACUGUGGCUCUCAUUUGUCAGGAGAUGCUUCAGCUCAAAGCUGGGUGGAAGGUUCAGCUUAAUGGUGCUUUGCCUGAUGAAUCAUUAUUACUCUCAAGAACAAAUCAACACCCCCCCUUAACUUUUUCUCCUCCAAAAUAAGUUUUCCUAAAUCUUAAAAUUUGCACUUUAAAAUUCUGCACUGGAUGUGGUGGAAGACAUACACAGGUGGUAGAACUGAAGCAGCCGCUUUGCACAUUGAUGGUGCUACACCAUGUGGUGUGUAAGCUAACAGCAAAGCUCGGCCUGCGCACCCAUAGGGAGCGGCUCAGCAAAGUGUCAAAACGCUCGUCUUUUGGUGUUACGCUUUGCUCUUCCCUAUCGCACCACAUCCAGUAAAGUCGUAAGCACAUUAUUAUUCAUGGAUGAAAAGAGCACCCAUGUAAAACUUGCAAGCCAUGUGGAAUUCUGCUUUUCCCAGUGAAAUUAUGGAGGAUUAGCAUCCACUUUAUUACUUAGAGAAAGAUUCUAAAAUUAAAUUAGUGGUAGGAAAUAGCUAGGGUUUUUACUUGCUUGUUAGCACAUUGACCCCUCUUCAAAGAGCUGAUGUAUGCCGUGAUUAUAUUGAGAACUGCUGGAAAAGUGUGAGAAGAGACCUGAGAACCAGCAGAUGACUCAGGUUACACUAGAAGUAGAUGCAUCUAGAAAAAUCUUCAAGCAAGAGAGCACUUUUAACAUCCCCUUUGACUAUCUUUUGUAUACAGUAAUUUUGUAGCAUGACCAACCUGUUAAAUUUGCUGUGUUUAAAUUAUUUAGGCGUAUGUUUGUAAAUGUUAUUCUGUGAAACUUGUUUAAAAAUAAUAUAACAUUAUUUUUUACAAACAUCUUUGGCUGUUGUGUAAUGAAAUAGUUCAGUUUGUGAAGAGUGUUCAGAAAUUAAAUUUUGUUCUCAUUAAACUUUUCUAGCUGCUCAGGGAGCAACAUAUUUAUAGUAUAUAAAUGCUGUUCCUUAUUGCCUCUAUAUUUUAGAAUAGAAAAUAACUUAGACUUUUAAAAUGCUGAUAUAUUGUGAUUGUUGUCAUCUGACAUAUAAAUAUUUUUCAGUCUUUUAAGA
Molecule: messenger RNA, 4713 nt
Organism: Columba livia (rock pigeon)
Lineage: Eukaryota; Metazoa; Chordata; Aves; Columbiformes; Columbidae
Gene: DNAL1
Product: dynein axonemal light chain 1
Exons: 8
Coding region: 175-756 (193 amino acids)
Biological process (GO): outer dynein arm assembly
Cellular component (GO): cytoplasm
Molecular function (GO): alpha-tubulin binding; dynein heavy chain binding
Source: RefSeq, a predicted model, not a curated record